UUUUUUUCCAUGAACUCAAGCACAGGAGCUCGCCGACGGGGCACAUUUCAAUUGCCCAGGAGCUAGCUUACCUUGCUGCUCAGAUUCUCCUCCCAUUACUCCUCCCCUCUGGGCUCUCUCUCUCUCCGUCUCUCAAUGGCACACACAAUUGAAACCCUUCCAGAAUCCGAACGGACAAAGGAAAUGGAUGAGCCGGAGAAGCAGCAGCAGAAGAAGAAGAACAAAAUCACCUGCCGAGGGAUUAUGUCAUUCAAAUGAUUCUCUCGUGUUUUGCCACCUGCCUCAAGGUAGUUGAUUCUUGGUUGACAGCAUUCCGAUGGUUCAACAGAUCCUCAGUCAACAGCCUGCUCAAAGCAAUAGAUCAUCUUCAGAUUUCUGAUGCUAGGGAUGGAGAUGUUAUUAUUCUCACUUUGAGGCUUCCCAGAACAGUGCCAAGUAGGGUCAGUUUCAGUACAAAUAUCAAAAUCCUUGUUGGAUUCUGCAUCUUUGCUUUAGAAAUCUUUUAUGUUUCCUUCCACAAUGAACCCAUGAACCAGGAGAUGAGGGCGCUUUUGAACUUAAUGCUUUUUACUGGUUCCAUGAUGUUUAUUAUUUCAAUUGAGAUGUCACAACUUGUUCCCCAUAGACUCACACUGGAACAACGAAGGCUCAUCCGUCUGGUUGGGUGGCUUCAAGAAGCCCUAAUUCUUUUAGUGUUUGUUACCAUGGUUUACUGGAUCUUAGGAACACCAGUGGUACCACCAGUGACUUUUGCUACCUCUAGGUAAUGGUAAAUCUUCUUUAUAGUUUCAUUCUUGAUGUGCAGUUGUGUAAUUAAUUCUUUUUAGUAUAGUUGUUUAUUCUAGUUGAUUAUUCAAUUAGAUGGCUUUUGUAAGUAAUUGUUUGUGAUAUUAUUAGUGUGAAUGAACCAUGUAUUCUUCA
Messenger RNA from Alnus glutinosa, 921 nucleotides. RefSeq lists its product as uncharacterized. NCBI's taxonomy places the organism in Eukaryota, Viridiplantae, Streptophyta, Magnoliopsida, Fagales, Betulaceae. The coding region runs from base 255 to 767 and encodes 170 amino acids. The record is from RefSeq and is a predicted model, not a curated record. The transcript has 5 exons.